GCAGAUAUGUUAAAGGAAAAAUUUUUAUACUUUCCUUUCCUUGCAUAACGAUUAUAUUUUUCUUUGAUGUUUACCACCAACCACCCUCGUUGAUUCUUUGAAAAAAAAAGUAAAAAAAAAAAUAUCAAAGAAAAAGACUAACUUUGCAACAUUUUAAAAAGAUAAAGGUAGUGUGACACAGCUAAUGUGAACAGGUCUCUCAUGCAGAACAAUUCCACGCAAGACUUUUCUGAUGAGGGUCAUUGUCUUUUUCACCUUCACAUAAAAAACUGUGGUGACGAUGUAUUUUAUAAUGUGAUUUAUUAUGUUUCAAUCAUUCUUGCUGCCAUGUUGGCUAUUACCGCGGGCGGUCUGUGGUUAAAAAGACGAUUUUAUAUCAAGUCAUCACAAAAAGUCGCGUUUCUAGAUGGGUAUUUGUUAUGGCAAACAUUGCACGCAUCAAUUCGAAUCAUCAAUAAUAUAAUUAUACUUAGCAAUCUUAUUGAAAGAGAAUAUAUGAUUUUGGAACUUUUAUAUGACAUACCGUUUUACUGUGAUCAGGUUUCAGUGAUAUUAUUUAUUAUUGGAAUUUUACUUGCUAUUCCUCAUUCAAAUCACUUUCCAGCAACUCCUAGCUCACAAAGAUCAUUUCAGAUUUUCAUACCAUCUCAUAAUAGUAUAAUAUGGUUCUUCCGAAUAUUCUCUUUCCUAAUCUUUCCGUCUCUUGCCAUCUUUGCUUUACUCACAGGAUAUUUUCAUUCAAUAUUGAAAGUGAGGCCGCCUAAUGAGGAGCCUCAUUUAGUCCAUCUUGAAACACAAAUGAUUCGUGCGCACUAUAUAGUUUAUGCUAUCAGUUGGAUUUCAAUAGCAAUUUGUUUUGCAUACUUUGGUAGAAAAAUGAAAAGGUUUGCGGAAAGUAGCAUUGGACUAUUAAUGGAUAUUGAAAUGGACUCUACAAAGUACGGUCGUCUUAGGUUAAUGAGAAGGUCUAUAACAAGGAUGAAUAUUGUAAAUGGUUUUUUAUGUGCUAAAUAUUUGCUAUUUGCCAUCGGUGCAACAAUUGCUGCGUUUCAGCUUGAAUCAUUGUUUUCUAUUGAUUGGAUUUCUAAAUUAGCUGCUGUUUUGGUCACAACAUUACCUCUUGCUUCAAUGAUUUUAUGUACAUUGUUAAUUCUAUAUGGAGACACAAAUCCCGAAAAGGCUUUUGACGCACAUUUUUCACAGAUGUCGCAUUCACAGCAUACCUUUUCAACAUGGGAUUGUACGAUGGAUUCACCUAAUCAGCAUGACAAAAAUGAAUUUAGUCUUUUACCACCUCCACCCUCGUAUAAAGACGAUAAUGCAAGUCAACAAUAUGAUCUUGUUCAAGAAAUUGAACAUAAACAACAUAAUGCGAAUCGUCAUAGUAAUUCUACAACAAUAUCCAUAAAUCAUCCAUCACAUACUCAAAAUUCAGUUACAAUAUUACCAGACAUUAUAAUAUCAUCACCUCCGGAAAUAACAGUUGUUGAAAAGAGUGCUAAUCGUGUUAUUGGAAAAUCCAAGUUUGUAGCUGCUUGGAUAUUGGAUCAAUGUGAAAGAACCUCUACAAAAGAAUUGCCAAAAGAAUCGUCAUCAUAAUUUUUUGAGGAUAACAACUAAUUGUUAUUUGGAAUUGGAUUUUCUCCCAUUAUCUCCUACAAAUUUAUUUCGACUUUUUUUUAGGACUUCCAUUGUAUUUUAUCCGUAUUAUUGUUUAUUUACUUAUUUAUUUAUUUUAUAAAGAAAAACAAAAAUAGAAGAAUUUAUAGAAUGCAGGAAUUACUAUAUUUGAAAAUAGGUGAAAUACAUAUUUACCAAUUCUUUCUUUUUAAACUUAUUGUACGUAAAUCAAUUAGUGGUUAUAGAAUAUAGAACAAAAUUGUAAUUCCUAAUUACUGUAAUUUCUUU
Molecule: messenger RNA, 1908 nt
Organism: Rhizophagus irregularis DAOM 181602=DAOM 197198
Lineage: Eukaryota; Fungi; Glomeromycota; Glomeromycetes; Glomerales; Glomeraceae
Source: RefSeq, a predicted model, not a curated record